Macrosteles quadrilineatus (aster leafhopper) is the source of this 1720-nucleotide messenger RNA. Its product is annotated as A-kinase anchor protein 13-like. The coding region runs from base 1 to 1677 and encodes 558 amino acids. Lineage: Eukaryota; Metazoa; Arthropoda; Insecta; Hemiptera; Cicadellidae. The record is from RefSeq and is a predicted model, not a curated record. The transcript has 11 exons. Gene Ontology annotation, biological process: regulation of Rho protein signal transduction.
AUGAAAGCUAAUGACACCAGUUUAGGAUUCGAAGGUGUCCUCAGGCAGAAAGAUGUGGAACAAGCUUUGAUCUUGGAGGAAAAAAUGGCCUUGCAACUCAGGUUGUUGGCCGCAGCUGGGAUGCCUACUUUGCCUGAGCCGCCAUCGUACUGUCACCUGGUUACUGAUGACAUGGACCUACAACAUAUGUGGAAAGAAGUACUGUCUGCUGUCAGGAAAGUAAACCAGUUGGCCAGCUCUCUGUACGCAUCGGGCACUAACCUGUCCAGGAGUGUUAGUUCUGUUGGGGAACACCAGAGUGAGACAUAUGUGUCUCCUACACUGCCCAAGCGAGCGGAGACCUUCGGUGGCUUUGACAACGCCAAUAAAGACCCUGGCGCACUCAAUAAAGGAUUGUUUAAGAAACAGCACCAGCAACAGAUGCAACAGUUGCAACAAAUACAGCAACAGCAGACGCAACAGUUGCAGAACCAGUUACAACUCCAGGCCCAACAGCUCCAACAGCAGGCGAUACAUCAGCAAGUGGUACAACAGCAAUGUCACUCACAGUCGGGCAGCAGAGAACCUUCAGUCAGUUCCAGUCCAGUACUGACACCAGACACUGGUAAAAGCUCUCCUAAACUGUCUUUGGUGCUACAGGAGCCCUGGCUAGGCUACAACAGUGACUUGCCAGCCCUGCUCAGUCUAGGACAUCAGCAACAGUUGGUAGCCCUGCAGUUGUCUCACCAUGUGUACACUCUCAGCUGUAUCAUAUCUCAGCAGAUGACGUCCAUUGACAGUUUACAGGCACAGCUGGCUGCGUGCAAGGCUCAGUUGUCUGGUGAGGAGACGAGGGAGAGAGAGAGACGGCCUGUGUACAGACACAACCAGCAGCUGGAGGAGUUGAGGAACCUACAAGACAAGCUGACACAGGAGAAGGAGGCUUGGCAGAGAGACCGAGAGACUGAGGAGAGGGACUUGGAGGACAGGAGAGAACAGCUGUUGAGGCUACAGGAGCAAGUGAGAUCAGAGCAGGCUGACGUGACACAACAGCGAGAACAGCUCUACCGCAGAUUAGAGAUGUUGACCAGUCAGGGUAUCUUGAUAUCACCCAACCUGUCUGUGGUGACCAGUCCCCCACCUUCAGGGGAGGACCACAGCCCCAUGACACCUGACGGGGGUGACCUGACACCCACACUGGCCUCUGACCCGCCCCGCCGCAAGGCGGACACUGCUAAGUGGAAACAGCAACACAAGGACAAGGCCAGCACGCUGCCACUCAACCUUAUCAGUGCUACCAACCAACAGAAGGUCGCUACCAAUGUACAAAUAAAGCAGCAGUUGCCGCUCAAGUUGGCUACCAAGCUGGGCAGUGGCAGCAGCAAUACACUACCUCCUGGUGUGGGGGGACCUCAGCAGAUGUUGCCUCUCAAGCUGAGCUCAGGUGUGGGGGAGAGGCGGAGUGGGGGUGGCUACCAGAGACUCAACAGUCCUCCUGACCAGCCUCCACAACACUCUCACACCAGACAUGGCUCUAGUCCUGCUAUGAUGCAGAAUGUCCAGAGUGGUGAGGGCAGGACGGGCAACAAAGCAGGUCGCACCAACACCUACCCCAAGCUGCCGGAGAGGUUUAGAGUAAGGAGUCCUGAGACUCAGCCUCAGCCACCACCCUCCGAGGAAGAGGUUAUCUUCUUCUGAACCCUCCCCUCUCCCUGUGCAGCCUGCAACCUACUCUGACACU